Sphaerulina musiva SO2202 is the source of this 2463-nucleotide messenger RNA. Its product is annotated as glycoside hydrolase family 29 protein. The transcript has 5 exons. The record is from RefSeq and is a predicted model, not a curated record. Gene Ontology annotation, cellular component: lysosome. Gene Ontology annotation, molecular function: alpha-L-fucosidase activity. Bases 1 to 2463 code for a protein of 820 amino acids. Gene Ontology annotation, biological process: fucose metabolic process; glycoside catabolic process. NCBI's taxonomy places the organism in Eukaryota, Fungi, Ascomycota, Dothideomycetes, Mycosphaerellales, Mycosphaerellaceae.
AUGUUUCCAUUUCUGUGGGCACUAUUUGGCAGUUGGCCUCUUGCAUCAGCAUACGCCGAGCUAGUCAUUGACACAAAGACAUCUCCUGGACAAAACGGCAGUUUUCCUUCUGUCCCUCUGGAUAUUUCCCCUUUGCGAGACAACAAAGCGUUUGCUCAGGAGCCUAGCGAUCCAAAUUUCCAUGGCUACAUACAAAACGGCGGUAUUCCAUCGGUCCCUCUGGACAUUGCGCCCUUACGAAACAACAGAGCGUUUGCUCAGGAACCUCGCGAUGCAGAUUUCGAUGGUUAUGGCCGAGCAUAUCCAGCACAGUAUCUCCCAGCCGAGAAGUUGGUGUACGGUGGCGUGGACUUCAUUUUCCCACAGUAUCAGCCCGGUGGCGGAUUUGACAAUGUGCUCGCUCGCGGCCAGAUUCUCGAUAUUUCUCCCGGCCGCUACCUCGCCGUUCAUAUGCUCGUCGCUACAGAUUCUGCCCUCGUACUGACGAAUCUCACGGGACACUAUGUUGAUGGCUCGAAUGCAACUUCUGGAUUGACAGCAUUUCCCUGGUGGUCCUGGCCGUCAGCUUUCUCGCCGUGGCACUACGCCGGUGACCUGGUAUUCCCCUUUCAUUUCACGAACCAUACCAGAGACUUUAACAAAUCAAGCAUAUAUCGCACAGUGAACUGGCUCGAUAGUGCAAAGGACCUACAUCAGGUGCAAUUGCCAAAUAGCACCAGGCUUCAUAUCUUUGCUGUGUCAAUGGUCCCUGCAUCCAUUACAUCUGGAACGGCUUUACUGCAGGUGCAGCUGGUUAGAAGUACGAAUACUUGGUUCGAAGGGACCGACCUUCAGAUCUUCGAAGCCAUAAUUCUCAAUGUGGGCACGGAAUGGGUACUCGCCGAACACGGAGUGGAGGUGAUCGUUCAAGGAACCAGCGAUGCGAUCAAGACGUUACGCCCAGCUCAAAUCAAGCGCCUUCGUCCUGGCGACGAGACUCGCGUACAGAUUGCCGUGUACAGUACACCAGCAGUGGCAGCAACACCACAACCGCAAACUGCGACACUUGUCGUCUUUGGCAAAGGCAUUCCUCCGAUCAACUAUAAUUUCAAUGCAACCUUCGGUAUCCAUGACUACAGCCCGACAGAAGUGAGCAUCUACUCUCAUGAGACACCCAACUGGUUCAACAACGGGAAAUAUGGCAUCUUCAUCCACUGGGGGCCAUAUUCUGUUCCCGGUUGGGGCAAUUCCGGGAACAUCGAGUCCUUCGCAGAGUGGUAUUGGUGGUGGAUGAACUCUGGUCCCAACAGUACUCGCGAGCGAACGUACGAGUACCACUUGGAGACUUAUGGCCCCAACGUAGUCUUCGAUGACUUCAUACAGAACCUGACUGCUUCUGCAUACAAUCCCAAGGAUUGGGUCGAUUUGUUCGCGGACGCGGGUGCAAACUAUUUCGUACUGUCUGCAAAGCAACACGAUGGGUAUGCCCUCUUUGAUCUCCCAAGCAAUAUCAGUAUGAGGACCAGCGUUGCGCAGGUUCCUCACCGCGAUCUUGUCCAAGAGUUGUACGAUGCUGCAAGUACUUAUCAUCCGCACCUAUACAAAGGUGCAUACUACAGCCCUCCAGAAUGGUUCCACCCUGACUACCACGGAUUUGGAGACUGGCCUGGUGGUAAUGCGACCAAUCCAUACACCAACGAGACACUGCCUUAUCUCGGAUAUGUGCCUCUGUCAGAUUACUUGAGAGAGAAGGUACUGCCUGAGAUGCAAAUAUUGGCCGCAAUGGGAACGGAUCUCAUGUGGUGCGACAUUGGUGGACCGAACGUGACGACUGAGUUCGCGGCUGGCUACUUCAACAACGCCAGAAGGCAAGACAGACAAGUCGCCAUCAACAACCGCUGCGGGAUCCAAGGCGAUUUCGAUACUGCAACGUAUACCACUUUACAAGCCAACCGGAAAUGGGAGAGAACCGGUAGCCUGGACCCAUUCAGCUAUGGUUACAACAGAGCGACGCCCGAUGAUGCAUACAUGAAGCCACAGGUCAUCGUGACGAGACUGAUUGAGGCUAUAUCGAUGAAUGGCAAUUUCCUUCUCAACGUGGGACCAACUGCAGAAGGAAUCAUCCCCGACAUUCAGCAACACAACCUACGGGUAGCAGGCUCCUGGAUCCGAUCUCACUCCGAAGCCAUCUUCAACACGACCUUCUGGUCUGUCAGUCCCGUCGAUAAAGGCAAUCCCGCCGUCCGCUUCACCCAGACUUCCGACGCAUUCUAUAUCCUCGCCACUCAGCCGCCAAACUCUACUCUCACGCUGCAUUCGCCUGUGCCGUAUGUGACUGGUGAUGAGAUUACUGUCGUCGGCGGAAAGUUGCACGGAACGGUCAUUCCUAGUGAAUUGUCGCAGGACGGAAUGUUGACUCUACAGAUCUCGGAGAAGGUCAGAGAGGGAGAUGAAUUUGCGUGGGCAUUCAAGAUUUCCUAUUGA